UCAGAAAAAAUGUAGUGGGUUACCAAGCGGCUCCUGUGACUAAUGCCUGUCAUAUGACUGUGACACCCAUGGAGACAGUUACAAGGAACAAGAUUUGGUCUUGGAUUUGAAAAGAAAAGAGACCUUCUGUAUCGAAGUUACUUUGGUACAAAAUGGCUCCGACUCUUUUCCAGAAACUUUUCAACAAGAGAAAUGCAUUUUCGUCGCCGCCCCCGAGAUGUGGCAAAGAGGACCCAGCUUUCAGCUGGCCACUUCCCCAGCUGGAGCCCAGCCAGAUCAGGCUGAUCGUGUACCAGGACUGUGAGAGGCGUGGCAGAAAUGUCCUCUUUGACUCCAAUGCCAAGAAGAGGAGCGCAGAGGAAACCCCCAUCACUACCACUGAAGGCCAGGUGAAGAUGUUCGGGAAAUGCUGCCAGCUCCGUUCUACAGGUGGGAGCAGCAGUUCCCUGGACAGCUCCUCCUCUUGCGCCUCAGAAACCAAGGAAACCAAGGAGCAGGGUCUUCGUUUCCAGGGUUUGAGGGGUUCGUCUGAUGUGGUAAUGUUGGGGGAAAUGAUGUUUGGCUCUGUGGCCAUGAGCUACAAAGGCUCCACAUUAAAAAUCCACCAAAUCAGAUCACCACCUCAGCUGAUGCUGAGUAAGGUCUUCACAGCCAGGACGGGAGGCAGUGCGUACGGCAGUCUCAACACGUUACAGGACAGCCUGGAGUUCAUUGGACAGGAUAACAACACCCUGAGGCCUGAUCAAAACACUGGGCCCCACAGUCUUCUCGGGAACAUAGGAUUUUCUCAGCUCUGCAGCCCUCGUCGGGCCUUCUCUGAACAAGGCCCUCUGCGCCUCAUCAAGAGCGCAUCUUUCUUUUCAGGCCACAGUCACCCCAUGGACAUGCCUGGCCGAGGGAUGUAUGACGAGAGGGACAGCGGCAUCGCCAGAUCAGCUUCUCUGAGCAGCCUGUUGAUCACUCCCUUCCCAUCUCCGGGCUCCUCUCUCACCAGCAGCUGUGCAUCCAGCUACCAGCGCCGAUGGCUCCGCAGCCAAACCACAAGUCUAGAGAAUGGCGUGUUCCCUCGAUGGUCGGCAGAGGAGAGCUUCAACAUGUCUGACGAAAGCGGAGGCCCGAGCCUCGGUGUGGCUCGGAAGAAGAAGAUCGCUAUCGGUGUCAUCUUCGUGUUGUCACCCAACCCGGAGGAGAGCGACCGCUUCCAGGAUUUCUUUUUCUCCCACUUCCCUCUCUUUGAAAGCCACAUGAAUAAACUCAAGAGCGCCAUCGAGCAGGCUAUGAAGAUGAGUCGGCGGUCAGUUGAUGCCAGCCAGAGGGCCUUGGCUUACAGUCGAAUGGUGGACGGACUCAACGAGUUCAGGAUGACCAUCUGCGACUUAUACACCAUGCCCCGGGUGGCUGAGCCUGUCUGGUUGACUAUGAUGUCUGGCGCAUCAGAGAAGAAUCAGUUCUGCGGUCAAUUCAUGAGGGAACUCUCCCUGCUGAUGGAGCAGGCCUCCAAGAACCAAUUCCUCCCUGCAUUAUUGACAGCUGUCCUGACCAAUCAUCUGGCCUGGGUCCCCACUGUAAUGCCCAAUGGGCAACCUCCAAUCAAGAUCUUCCUUGAGAAGCACUCCUCCCAGAGUGUGGACAUGCUGGCAAAGAUGCACCCAUACAACCCCCUCUGGGCACAGCUAGGAGACCUGUACGGGGCCAUUGGGUCACCGGUGCGGCUAUCAAGGACUGUGGUGGUGGGACGCAGACAGGAGCUGGUCCAGAGACUUCUUUAUGUUCUCACCUACUUCAUCCGCUGUUCGGAGCUGCUGGAGACCCACAUGUUGGACAGUGCUGAGGACGAGGCCAUCGUUAUGCCCGGCUCCCUCAUCACAACCUCGCUAAGGAAAGGAGAGGUGGAGGAGUCGGACUAUGUUCUGGUUACUGUCCAUAAACCCAGCGGGGACUACUUGUCCCAAGGGGCCCAUGGUCCUCAGACUGAGGCAGAGGACAGUAGCUUCCCUUCAGACAACAGCCUCCAGAGCAGCACAUACACAGAUGCUGAGGUGGAGCAUGGAGCUGGGGAUACACCCAAGGAGGAAGAUGAGGAUGAGGAAGAUGAGGAGGACAGCAGUGAGAGUCAAGGGUCCAGGAGCAGUGUGCUUCAGACGGGACACAGUCAGGCCUCAGUACCCACCAUCAGGACUGCAGAAGCAACAGAACCCAGGAAGUUGUGCAGGGAGUCUAACAGCCCGCUGUGCACGGAGGCCCGGCUGGAGAUGGUGCUGCGUGUUGGCUCGGCCCCCCUUGAGGAGCAACCUUCUGUGCUGGACACAGAGGACAAGGGCGACAUAAAAGUGAUUGUACCAUCCAUACCCACAACCCCUGCAUCAAGUCCAUCCUCAGUUCCUGCCACAACAGAGGGCAGGUCCUUUGGAGCAGAGCCUGAGAUGGGUGCAGGAAAGGGGAACCAGGCCACCAAAGUGCUGGCUCCCCACCCCAAGGGGAUAUCUAUAGAGAAGAAGCCCCCAGAUAAGCACCUGGCUACUGCUGUGCCAGUACCAGUGAUACCAGGAAAUGCCGUGACAGGGCCCAUGGCUUUGACUGUAACAGAAGAGGAGGGGCCAGCAACAAAAGUCACUUUCCUUAUUGGAGACUCUAUGUCCCCCGAGUCAGACACAGAGAGCCGCAGAAGGAAGGUGGAGGAGGAGAUCAAGAAGCACAAGAAACAUCUCAAGGAUAAACAUACGCUUCACCAGCAGCUGCUGCAGCAGCAACAGCAUCAUCAAGGGCAGCAUUACCAGCAGCAACCAGAGCAGCUGCACAGAGGAGCAAAUUCAAAGACCAGCAGCACCAGUGCAUCAGAGGACCAAACCACACAGACCAAGGCAGCUCCAGCCUUGCAACGGGUGUCCAGUAAGAUGUCCCAGUGGGGCCCAAACUGUGUGGAUGCUUUUGAUGAGUAUUUCAGCUUAGAGAACCCUGUAGAGACAAGGACUAUAGAUGAUGUGGCCAAACAACAAGAGGCCAGCACAAUGGUCAGUGUGCACAAAGACUUGCCAGACUCCUUGGGAGUCCCCCGGUCUGUUGACGUGGGAGGUCACAGCUUUCAUGGAGCAGUCAGGAGUCCAAGUUUGAGUCUCUGUUUGGGUUCAGGAAGUGGAGAGGUUGGGUCCAGUAGGAAGGGAGACAUGUUAUUGGAACUCCAGAGGAGGUGCAGGUGUGAGUCUACAGACUCCUCUGACACCUGCUGUUGCAGGGGCUGUUCUGCUGAGCAGAACAAGGGUCUUGUGUUGUCAGUCCCUACCCCCCAGGACGGAAGCAGCAACAGCAAAGAGGACCAAAAGUGCAAGGUGGUUCCUGUCAACGACUGGGAGAUACCGCGGAACGAGAGCUCUGACAGCGCACUGGGGGAUAGUGAGAGUGAGGAGACGGAGGACUGGCAGGAGGAAAUGCUAGUGCCCCUCCCUGGGUCAAAGUUAGUGGAAAACUACUCAAAGCCAAGCAUUGCCAAUUUUGGCCGCUCUCUGUUUGGAGGCUACUGCCCCACCUAUGUGCCAGACUUUGUACUGCACGGGAUGCCCAGUGACGAGAAGCUGCGACAGAGACUCAUGACAGAAUUGACACAUGCUGUUCAGCAUCCAGUACUGGAUGAGCCUAUAGCAGAGGCCGUCUGCAUUGUAGCAGACACAGACAAGUGGACAGUGCAGGUGGCCAGCAGUCAGAGACGAGCCACGGACGCCACCAAGCUGGGGAAAGAAGUCUUGGUGUCCAGCCUGGUUUCCAGCUUGUUGCAGUCCACUCACCAGCUCUACAAACUCAACCUCUCACCCAACUUUUGUAUAAUGCACCUUGAGGACCGCCUGCAGGAAAUCUAUUUCAAGAGCAGGAUGCUUGCUGAGUAUUUGAAGGGGCAGACUAGAGUCCAUGUGAGAGAACUGGGCAUGGUCUUAGGAAUCGAGUCCAGUGACCUUCCCCUGUUAGCUGCAGUGGCCAGCACUCACUCCCCAUAUGUGGCUCAGAUCCUGCUAUGAGACAGUAAUGAUACUGAGAUCCCAGUCAGCCAGAGGAGAUGCAUCAGAACUGUCUGGUGCCACUUUGCCCCUAAAGUGGCCCUCCACACUGCACAUCUGGCUCCUGACAUGAUCUCCUGGGAUAAAUGGGAUCUCUGCCCUGAGCCUGAGUAGUGCACAUCUGUAUGGACCACGGCCACAGCCAGCACCUCCCCUCGCUACCACUGCUGCUGAAUUUGGUGUUAUGCUGAUGUUGCACCACAGGGAGGAAGCUGGAGACCAGAGUCCCACAGAUGGAGCGAGGCUCUGCGGGUGAUUGAAAUGAACUGCUCCUGAUGUUUGAAUGUUUCUUUCAAAACAAAACUCUUCUAUUUUUGGACACAAAAGCCAAAGACUUCAUUCAUUUUUCCAGUUGAGAAUGAAACUUUAAGAUAUCUACAGUACAUUAACAGUGACUUUUGUUUCUUUAACUGCUUCUUUUCUGUACAAUCUUAAACCCGUUCAUACGAAGUGACAGGCUGCAUUUUUAAACUUUACUUUGAGGUAAACAUCAUUAUCAUUGAUAAAUAACAUGUUCAAUCUCAUAAUUAUUUUGUUCAUCUAUGUCUUUGUUUACAAGCCAAAUUUCCCAGAGAUAUCUCAAUGAAGAAUUUAAAAAUUUUUUUUGUCAAAUUGUGAUGCAUACCUGAUUUUAAAGCCUUUUUUAUUUGGGCUGUGGGAGUAAUCGAUGCACACUUUGAUUUUUAGUUCUACAAUCUGGUUUUGAAAAGUGGCUUUGACAUUCUUAUCAUAGGUACAGCACUACCUCAGAACUUUAUAUGGGCUGUGGAUGACACAGUUAGCCCCAUAAAAAACCCUGAGGUGUACUUUUUAAGCUAUUUUAAUCAGGAAUGUCAGCGUCAACUGUGUUCAGACUCUAUGCUGUGUUCUUUGACAAGGGAAGGCUGUUUAAUUCCUUAGGAUGGUCAUUACAGGAAAACAUUUUUACAUCCCAGUGUGAUUUAAGAAGGGUCUCUUUCUACUGUGGUAACCUAAAACAUGCACCAUCUACAUAUAUUUUAAAACCAAAAUGCUGAAAUAUUUUCACACUUUUAUAGCUUCGCCACCUUUUUACGAUGUUUACGGCUUCAGUGUUUGCUGCAGAGAGAGGAGUAGAGGAAGACAGUAGGCCUUGUAAUGGAUAUGUAUGUAUCAGUUAACACUAUUUUCAGAAAUGGUUUCUAAGGCAGUUAUAGACACAAAAACUAAAAAUACAAAACUAUAGUAGCACAGACAGAUAAAUGAUUUUGGCUGUUAUUCCAUGGACGCAGGGCGCAAUUUGCUGAGCGUGAAAGGAAGCUUGAGUUGCUUUCUCAGCUUCUCCUGGGCAGCGGGGGCCAAUGGGACAUAAUUAUUAUUACUUUUUUGUCAUGCAUUUAUAGCAUUGGCAAUGAAUAAUAGGAUGUGUAAAAAUAAAGUUCCCAGUGAUUGCGUUGUUUGGAAGGAACACAGUCAAAAGCAGAGAGGAACUCGGAAGUUUUCAGAUAAAUGCACGUCUGUACAGUACUUUACCACUGUACUGUGUUUUUUAACCCAGCAAACCUUCAAAGGGACAAAGUGUAAUUUUUGCCAACAGCCUGCUCGGACAAAUUAAAGAUUGCAGUUGUGUGUAUGUGUGUUUGUAACAGAGCUUGUUGACAGGCUUUAUGUUCAGCUGCGAAUGGUUUCUGUUGCUAGACAAAGCAGAGCUAACUGGCAGUGUCACCCUGACAAGUGGAUAGUGUUUAUUUCUUUCUAUAAAAUGAAAUCGCACCCGGAAUAUGACCCAAGUCUUAAUGGAGAAGUGGUAUGAAGGCAUCAUAGAUAUACUGUAUACAUGCUUGUUACUGUAUUGGAGAUGUUCAGCUGUCAGCCUACAUUUUGUACAACCCAGCCAUUAUGUUUAAAUGGUAUGAGUUUAUCUGCUUUCCUCUCUUUGUAUAUGAAUAAGUUAUUUAGUUGCUCAUGUAAUUGUUUGUGCAAACUGUACAUACUCAGUUUAUUUCCAUGUAUUUGUACAGAAUGUCUUUAAAAAGUCUCAAAUAAUUUUUUCCCAAUUUUAUGGGAAUGUUGUGCAAUAAAGAUGCUGAUGUUGAGAAC
This is a messenger RNA of Monopterus albus (swamp eel), 6104 nucleotides long. It is a transcript of the gene fnip1, whose product is annotated as folliculin interacting protein 1. The record is from RefSeq and is a predicted model, not a curated record. The transcript is spliced from 18 exons. Gene Ontology annotation, molecular function: ATPase inhibitor activity; protein-folding chaperone binding. Lineage: Eukaryota; Metazoa; Chordata; Actinopteri; Synbranchiformes; Synbranchidae. Bases 153 to 4007 code for a protein of 1284 amino acids. Gene Ontology annotation, cellular component: cytoplasm.